CCAGCGGGGCGGUGAGGCGGGAGCGCGGCGGAAGUCAGGGUUUGUCAUUGCAACACAGUGGCCCUUUGGGCUACUGGGGGGGCGUUCGGGCGGGUUUCCCCGGCGGGAGCUGUGAGGCCGGGGACCCCCGGGCACCUCGCGGUACUUCCAGACUAGGAAGCAGCGCCCCCAGCCCCUCCGAGCCGAGCGAGGGUCUGUGCUGGCUGCCCAGGGGCACUGUGGCUCUUGUUUGACAAGAACAAUGUGCGCCAAGUUGGAAGAGAAAAGCUGAAAACCCAAGUUGUGAUUUUUCAUUGGAGUUCUCUGUCAGGUUCCUUGUCUUCCUGGAGAGUUGUGUCGUCCUUUGCACUGCCUUUGCCUGAGCUAGUGGAAUUGUGUGUGCCUUCUUGCCUGGGUGGUGAACAGCCCAUCUACUGCACUGAACCACCAGUCGAUCACAAUGAAGGCCUUAUAUUGUCAGCAGAAUUCACCUGGAGGGGAAAUGACAUUUGCCUUCCAGGAAAGAGAAAACCUUCCUCCUCCGAGAGACAAUGAUGUGAAAGUGCAAGUUAGAGCCUGUGCACUGAGCUGGAUAGAUGCAAAGCUCCUGUCAGAAAUUAAACUGGAAAAGGAGCUUAUACCCGUUGGUCGAGAAAUUUCUGGAGUUGUAUUGGAAGUUGGAAGAAAGGUGACCUUUUUUCAGCCAGAUGAUGAAGUGGUGGGAAUUUUGCCCCUGGAUUCAGAAGAGUCUGGUCUGUGUGAGGUUAUUCUAAUUCAUGAGCAUUGUUUGGUUCGUAAACCUGAAAAAGUUUGUUGGGUUGAAGCAGCCGGGACUGUUCGUGAUGGUGUCCGAGCAUACACAGCUUUACACUACCUUUCUCAAGUCUCUCCUGGAAAAACUGUCCUUGUAAUGGAUGGAGCAAGUCCAUUUGGUACAAUAGCUAUUCAGUUAGCACAACACAGAGGAGCCAAAGUAAUCUCUACUGCAUAUAAUGUUGAAGAUAAACAGUACCUGGAGAGGCUUAGAUCGCCAGUGGAAGGGAUACGGCAACCUUUAGUGGUUAGAGUGAUAGAUGUGUCAAAUGGAAAGAUAGAUGUGGCAGAAAGCUGCUUGGAAGAAACGGGUGGCCUGGGAGUGGAUAUUAUUCUAGAUGCUGGAGUGAAAUUAUACAGUGCUGAAGAUGAAUCAACUUCAAAAUCACAAUUGCUGCCUCAUAAGCAUGAUAUCAUUACUCUUCUUGGUGUCGGGGGACACUGGAUAACAACAGAAAAAAAUCUUCAGCUGGAUCCUCCAGAUAGCCAUUCCUUGUUUCUUAAAGGGGCCACAGUCUCCUUUCUGAAUGAUGAGAUAUGGAACUUGUCCAACAUCCAGCAAGGGAAGUAUCUCUAUACGCAUCUUGGAAGACAUAAUGGAGAAAUUAUCAAGCAGCAUUUUCAGGCCUCAGCUGGAUGAACCGAUCCCAUUGUAUGAAGCCAAAGUUUCUAUGGAAAUGGUUCAGAAGAAUCAAGUGAGAAAAAGACAAGUCAUCCAGUUUUGACAUACAAUUUCCAGAUUUCUAAGCCUGUGGAAGAUACAGAAACGUAAUGUAUUUGAGAAGUAAAUUUGAGUACGCUUUCAAAUAAUUCUGUAACCAGAAUUUAAAGAUCUUUUGUCCCUGAGCACAAAUAAGUCUGUGAAGCUCCUGUGACUUCAAGGUUUGUUUUUCUCAGAUCCACUUGAGCAGAAUGUACCCAUCAGCAACUUCUAAAGAGGCAGUCUUGACAUACAAAUAUUGUCUGCCCUGCCCCAAUUACAAAUGUCAGUAAUAUCUGUGGGCAAGCUCAGUUGCUGUCAUUCUUCAACCAUAAGAAAUUGAAGGGGAAAUAAAGAUCUGGUGUUUUUUUUAUAAGUCCUCCCUUCUUCAGCCCCUACCACUAGUCACUUGCGUGACACCUUUUGCUUUUGACUGCCCUGAGGCUGAGCACUCUCUGUGGUACACUUAAUGUCUGUAACCCACAUUUUAAAUUGACAUUUAGUUGAAAGACAAUCAAAAUCAUCAGAAUUGGCAAGGAUGCUAGAGGGGAAAGAUAUGGUACUGACUGCAAGAGUUGCGCCCCACAGCUGGUUUUCUUCGUUUUAGUAACCAGGCAGUAGACCUAGUAAACCUGGAGUCUAUAAGGUGAUAUGAUCAUGUCUUUCAGCUGUUAGAGGCAUUUUAUGUAUCUUAUUACUGCAAUGUUAUCUUUGAUAUCUUUCCAGUAAGACCUUCCUAUGCUGUGUGCUCCCACUUCCCCUCUUUUAACCUCAGUCCUAUGCCUAGCACAGCUCAAAUGUAUUUAUGCAACAUUCUCCAUUACCGUGAACCAUUUGCAAAUCAGCAGUAGGGAAGGAACUGCUGAUUUUUUUCUUCAAAGCAGGCAGCUUCCUAUUUGCUCUUGUUUGAGAGCAAAUGUAUUUUUUUCUGUUCAGGUGUGCAAUUCAUUUUCACUGUGUGGAUAGCUCAAACAGUGGACACUAGCACUUGAAACCAAUAUAAGUUGGAACAUUGAAGUGAAAAUAGAUUAUCUAGAACCAUGAUUACUCUGUCCUCUAUCAUCACUUGAUGCAAGGAAAGCAUAUAAAAGCAUGAGUAAAUAUUAUUUUACUACUAAUGUGACGUUAGGCAGCUUUGAAAAGAAGUGAUGUUUUUUAGUGUGUGUACACACACGUCUAAAGCAUGUGAAUCCUCUAUUAGAUGUUUAUUCUGAAGCUUUGUACCCAGCUGCUUUAUUUGUCCUGAUAAUUGUUCAUUUUAGCUUACAUGUUUGCAAAAUAAAGCAGAUCAGAGGAGAUAAGAGUUAAAAAAUAAAGUUUAAUAAAACAGAAACAACCACUGGCAACAGAACUGCAGAAGAAAGAUUUUAUAGUAUAUUUUUUAUUUUAGGUCAUUUGUCAAUAGAUAUGUUGCUCCUAACUACAUAUAUAAAUGUGUGAACUCCAAGUGCCACAGCCUAAGGCUAAAUAUUGCUGAACUUACUCUUACUCUUUUGGCUGGAUCAGACUGGGAGGUAAAUGUCUCUGUGCUUCAGGUGUUAAGCAGUCUAUUGGUGCAUUUAGUUGGCUGAAGUGUGUCAGUAUUUUCUCAUGCUCUUUAGUAAUGCUAGCUUGAGACUUGCAUGUGCUUGACCAAGAGGGUUCCUGAGGCUUCCUAAGCAAUUGCCUCUGCUUUUGCACAUCCCCUGACAGAAGGAAGCAGAAAAUGGUUUGACUGCAAGAACAAGUCUCCCUAGCGCUGGGGGGAAACGUUGCCAGGUGCUUGCCUGUUCCCUAGUAGGUUUGACAACAAAAUUGCGUCACUGCCCAGCAGUACACUGAUCUGAGGCCCUGUGAAGGCCGCUGUGGUCUUCUAUAGUGCUGGUAGCAGGAGAAGCAUGCCAGGAGCCCUGCCGACUCAGGGUCCUGCCCAGGUUUUGCUGAGGAUGCUCUGGCUCUGCUGACCGCAAGAUGACGUGUGGAUGAUGUGUAGAUUUCCAUUCAGGGCAGUCAUACGUCUUCAAAAACAGCUUUGCGUCUGGAUUAAUUUUAUACUCCACCACUGUUCUAUUCAACAGCUUUCAGCACUGUGUUUUGGAAAGGAUCAUCUGUCUGGUGUGGGCUGAAAACUGCUGCCCAUUUCUUGGUGGUAAGGGGAUGGAUGGGUGCCUUUCUACAGCAGAGUCGGAAGCAACAUCCCCCAGGGAGUUGCAGUCACGAGUCUUCUACCCCAUAUAUGCAGAGUGUGUGUUUAUCUUGCAUUCCACACAGCUGGAACCAUGCUCUACUACCCUCACAGAUGAUUUUUGUCCUGGUGCUGCCAUGUUGUGAUUUUGUCAAUGUCUGGAGAAACCCCUUCAGGCUGAUUUAGAUUGGACUCAAAAACCCAUUUACAGGUAUUUUAGCAGUAACACUGUUUUUAUUCACUAGGAGGUGGGCUGGGAGGGUAGUGGCGGGGCAGCAGGACAGUGCAAAAAAAAUAAACAUCCUGUUGCAUUCUCAACAAAUAAAAGUGAAACUUCUUUAUCAUUAUUUCAAAGGUAGAUGAAAUAAAGUGUAAAUUAACUAUGAUAUAAUGAACUGGAUGAUAUUUUAAACAAAUUAUACCAUAGGUAAUCAAAUUAAUGAAGAAUGCUUUUCCUUGCAUUUCUACAUGAAGAUCCCAUAUCCUUUUCCUAUCGUAAUGACACUUCAGUCCCCUGUGCCAUAAGACACUUGCUAUCAUCUGAGCUGCUGUGGUCUUUUUCUCCCUCCAUGCCUUUUACUCCAUUCAUGAUAAAGGGCCAGCAUUUUCUGUGGCCACCUUGGAGGGAUUGCUGUGCUGUUUGGCUUGUCAGCAUGCUUCUGCUGGUUUCCCAGCUUUGGGUCAGAAAGAACAGGUAUCAACUGAGCCUGGGUGGCAGUCUUUUCCAUAGCUGUGGGAUUAGAUCUGCAACAAGUGGUGUUCCCUCGGGGCUCAAUGCUGGGUCCAGUUUUGUUCAGUAUCUUUAUCAAUGAUCUGGAUGAGGGGAUUGAGUGUACCCUUAACAAGUUUGCAGAUGACACUAAGCUGGGAGGAAGUGUUGAUCUGCUGCAGGGUAGGGAGGCUCUGCAAAGG
Molecule: messenger RNA, 4568 nt
Organism: Cuculus canorus (common cuckoo)
Lineage: Eukaryota; Metazoa; Chordata; Aves; Cuculiformes; Cuculidae
Gene: CRYZL1
Product: crystallin zeta like 1
Exons: 15
Coding region: 440-1432 (330 amino acids)
Molecular function (GO): oxidoreductase activity
Source: RefSeq, a predicted model, not a curated record